AUGGACAAGAAGACGAACGAGCCCGGUCUCAAGUGCUACCACGAGGUGCCGGCAUUCCUGCAGUACAACCGACACGUCCUCACCGGCUACCGCGUCUCCUACAGGCACGCCAACUUUCCCGUUCCCAUCGAUGAUCUGCUGGGCGCACUGAUCUUCAUCGCGCUCUUCCACCCGACCAUCCGCUAUCUCCACGAGCCCACGGCGACGGACAUCGUGCUGUUCGGGAUCUACUUUGCGUGCGCGGUGACGACGAUGAUCUGCUCGGCCGUGUUCCACCUGUUCAACUGCACCUCGCCGGGCGCCUACAAGCGGCUGGCCACCCUCGACUACUCCGGCAUCUCCCUUCUCAUCGUGGGCUCCUAUCUCCCGCUCGUCUACUGGGGCUUCCACUGCGUGCCGUGGUGGAGGGACGUAUACAUGACCACCAUAUCGGCGUUCGGUGUCAUCGGUCUGGCCUUGUCGUGGAUCCCCUACUUCUCUCAACCGCACACCCGCUUCCUCCGCACCUCGUUCUACCUGUUCUUCGGAUGGUUCAGCCUGAUCCCGGUCGGACACCUGGUGUACAUGGACGGCAGCUUCUGGUUCGUGUGGCGCAUCGGCCGCUUCGUGCUGUUGAUGGGCGUCAUCUACUCCGUCGCCGCGGCCAUCUACGUCUCACAAAUUCCCGAGCGUUGGGCGCCCGGCAUGUUCGACUACUCCUGCCAAAGCCAUGUGAUCUGGCAUGUGCUGGUGUUCCUGGCAGCUCUGGUGCAGGUGGGCGCGCUCAUGUACUGCCACGGGGUCAUCCCCGAACACUCGUGCCCGGCAGGCUACGGCGACCUACCCACCGCCUAA
This is a messenger RNA of Acanthamoeba castellanii str. Neff, 834 nucleotides long. Its product is annotated as HemolysinIII related subfamily protein. The transcript has 5 exons. Bases 1 to 834 code for a protein of 277 amino acids. The record is from RefSeq and is a predicted model, not a curated record. Gene Ontology annotation, cellular component: membrane. NCBI's taxonomy places the organism in Eukaryota, Discosea, Longamoebia, Acanthamoebidae. Gene Ontology annotation, molecular function: signaling receptor activity.